CCGCAUUCCUCCUCGCGCCUCAGGGGGUUUGUUCGUCCUUGGUCUGCGUGUCUGGGAGAUUGGAGCAGUGCCUCUCCCGUCCCCUUUCCAUCUUCGUCAUCCUUAUCUCGGUACGACUCCCCGGUCACUGCCCUUUUGCAUCUGGCGGCGGAGAACCAGUUGGCGGAGCCAGCCCCAUCUGCCAGUGCCAGGCACGCCAUUGCCCAGUCCCUGGUCGGACCUGAGUCACCGUAUCCUGGCAGUCAUCGCCCACUCCUUGAUCGGGAACAACCAUCAUCGCUGGAUUAUCUUCGUCAUCCGAUUCUGUCAUUCCACCCCCGGGAAGCAGUAUGGCAGGGUUCCAGGCGGAUCCUGCGAUCGACAAGCGGGACUUUGACACCCAUCGCCCGUUAUUAAAUGAUGUCGACGCCAGGAGAGAGGAACAGCAACCACGCCCGGGAUCUAGAUUGUCUGCCACCAACAAUGACGACGGUCUUCUGAAUGACGUUGUCGACGAGAUACUGGAAAGGGAUAGAAGAAAAAUGGCCAAAGAAGUUGUGCGGGUCUGUAGUUUCGCUUGGGGAGUUAUCAGCUGUCUGGGGGCUGGUAGCAUUACGGCCUUUUCGCUGUAUGGGCCCCUAUUGCUCACUCGCCUUCACUACACUCAGCUCCGAGUCAAUUCCGUUGCAAUCGCCGCCGAGGUCUCAAUGUACCUGCCCGUCCCGUUGUUCGGAUAUCUUUGCGAUCGCUACACCCCAUCUCCUCUGGCAUUGUUCUCCGGUUUUGUGUUCGGCGCGGGCUACUUCCUGGCUGCGCUGGCUUACAAGAGUGGACCACCUCCCGAUGCCGGGGGUGAGGGUUGGCCGUUCUGGGUGAUGAUUGUGGCCUUUAUUGCCAUUGGUGUGGCCACAAGUUGUAUGUACCUGGCGGCGGUCGCCACAUGUGCGAAGAACUUUGGCCGGGGUAAGCACAAGGGGAUCAUGCUUGCUGUUCCUAUUGCAGGGUUCGGUCUCAGUGGCAUGUGGCAGAGCCAAGUGGGAACUUAUUUGCUCUAUGAGAGGCUUGAAGAUGGUACGCGUGGCAAUGUUGAUGUAUACCGGUACUUUGUAUUCCUCGCGAUAUUGCUGUUCUGCAUCGGUAUAAUCGGCACAUUUGCCCUUCGCAUCGUGGAUGAAGACGAGGAGAAAUACAUCGAUGAGGCCGUCGAAGAACUGGAACGAAGUGGCCUUCUUGAAGAAAGCGAGUUUUUCCGAUCAAGGAGUGAAGUCGGGGCCGCCUAUGGGACCUUCUCGCAGGCUGGCGACGGCACUGGAUCCGACGACCGAACGCUGGCCCUGUCGGAAGAGGAGCGAGAAGCAGCAAGACUUGAGAAGGAACGAGAGGAGGAAGAGCGCCGGAAGAAGAACUGGUUGUUAAACUACGAAACGCGGGUCUUUCUGCAGGACAAGUCCAUGUGGUGGCUUGCAGCAGGCUUUUUCCUGGUCACUGGACCAGGAGAGGCUUAUAUUAAUAACCUGGGCACCAUUGUUCAAACAUUGACUCCCAUUUCAAAUCCCCCCAACGCUGCGCCACCAGCGGGCCUGCCAUCAACGCACGUCACCACCAUCGCGCUCACCUCAACCAUCGCCCGGCUCCUGACAGGCUCGCUCUCCGACCUUUUUGCCCCGCCAGCAGUGCAUCUCUUCCCUGGCAGUCUAGAAAGCAACCGUCCUGCCUCUCCCACGUCAACGGAAAGCCGCACCACCUUCACCCGCCUGGCAUUCCUCCUUCCCUCCGCCUUCCUCCUGUCCCUUGGCUAUCUUCUUCUCUCAUCUCCGCUCCCCCUCCACCACCCCGGCCUCACCCACAUCACCACCGCGCUGAUCGGCCUCGGCUAUGGCAGCGCCUUCUCCCUUGUUCCUAUUAUUAUUUCCGUCGUCUGGGGCGUCGAGAACUUUGCCACAAACUGGGGCAUUGUAGCCAUGGUCCCGGCUGCGGGGGCGGCCGUCUGGGGUCUUGUUUAUUCGCAAGGAUACCAAGACGCCACGGACGGCGGAAACGGCACGACCGACGGACAGUGCCAUGGCUGGAAAUGCUUUGGAUUCUGGGCCGUAGGAUGCACAGUGAGUGUCUGGAUAGCCAUCGCAGCGUGGUUGAUUGCCUGGAGAUAUUGGAGACGACGGGGGGUGGUUGUUUGAUCAACCGAUUGGGUAUUUGCUCUCUUGCUUUUGGUAUAGCUUAGAUUGGACAUUCUCUCUGCACAGGCGUAUUUCAUUCUUCUCUCUUUUCUUACUUUCUUAUUCUAUGUUAUAUCUUCGGUUGGGAAGGAGUCUGGAUGCAGGUGUCAUCUAUCUGCCAUGUGAAUUAUUUCGGGUUGUCUAUGCAUGCUGUACCAUCUCAGCGGGUCUCGGUUCGGUCUUUCGUUAUCUAUCGGAGCCUUGGAUGUUUUUGGUCAUCCACGGAUAGCACAGAUUAAUAAGUGCUAUACAUGAUUUGAUUUACUCCCGAGGCUACUGGCUUUAUACAAACAGGGAAUCACAUGCCUGUCACAGUUAUACACAUAUACACACCCCCGUACUAUAUCCGGUUAUUCCCAUCGCGACAAUUCAUAUGUGAAUAUCAAAGAUCAAAAACAGAUAGCAGACACAAACCAGAUGCGCUCGGCAGUCC
This is a messenger RNA of Aspergillus ibericus CBS 121593, 2628 nucleotides long. Its product is annotated as MFS transporter. Gene Ontology annotation, cellular component: membrane. Gene Ontology annotation, molecular function: transmembrane transporter activity. The coding region runs from base 330 to 2156 and encodes 608 amino acids. The record is from RefSeq and is a predicted model, not a curated record. The transcript has 3 exons. NCBI's taxonomy places the organism in Eukaryota, Fungi, Ascomycota, Eurotiomycetes, Eurotiales, Aspergillaceae. Gene Ontology annotation, biological process: transmembrane transport.